Molecule: messenger RNA, 2012 nt
Organism: Labrus mixtus (cuckoo wrasse)
Lineage: Eukaryota; Metazoa; Chordata; Actinopteri; Labriformes; Labridae
Product: gastrula zinc finger protein XlCGF57.1-like
Exons: 2
Coding region: 306-1712 (468 amino acids)
Biological process (GO): regulation of transcription by RNA polymerase II
Molecular function (GO): DNA-binding transcription factor activity; RNA polymerase II cis-regulatory region sequence-specific DNA binding
Source: RefSeq, a predicted model, not a curated record
AGAAAAAAAUAAGAGAAGAGGAAGAAGACUCGACUUAGGGCUCUUCAUAGUAGUAUCAUCUGUUUUAGUGUUUAAAUUAAAUCCUGCUGACUUUCAAAGAAGCUUAUGUCUAUAACGUGAGUGUGUCAUUCGGAGGGCAGUAAUAUACCCACAAGAAGAAGAAGAAGAAGAAGACGCGUAUGGACUUAGCUUAGCAUGCUAGCUGGAACACAACAAAGCGACAAAGCUAACGCCAGAUAGGCUACUAUUUUAUUUGUUGUUCGGUGUGUGUGUUUAGAAAAAGCUGCUCUGCUCGUGUGUUGAAGAUGUCUAAAGUGAAAACACUGAGAUCUUUCGUCAACCAGAGACUGACUGCUGCUGCUGAGGAGAUAUUUGAUCUGUUUGAAGGAACCAUAGCAGAGUACGAGGAGCAAAUUCGUCGAUCAAAAGAGGAAAACGAGCGACAACACAAACUGCUGGAUGCCGUUUACAACCCGGAAGUCCGCUUACACAAAUAUGAGGUCCAGCAGCUGUUGUCGGGUGGAGAGGAGGUUCCCUCUGAGCAGAAGGAGAGGGGCUCCAGUCUGGACCAGGAGGACCCACCAGAACCACCACACAUUAAAGAGGACCAGGAGGAGCUCUGGAGCAGUCAGGAGGGAGCGCAGCUCCAAGGACCAGAGGAGGCUGAUAUCAGCCCGUUUGUAUUCACUCCUGUCCCUGUGAAGAGAGAAGAUGAUGAUGAAGAGGAACCUCAGUCCUCACAGCUUCAUGAAAUCCAAAUUGAAGAGAGGAGAGACACAGAGCAUUUGAAAGCAGACGCCCACAGGGAGGACUGUGGAGGACCAGAACCAGACGGAGACUUUAAUCCACACAGUGAUUUACAGCCAGUUUCUCCUGACAAGACUUCACACUCUGACUCUGAGGACAAUAACGGUCUUUGGGAUUGGGACAAGACCUUUAAAACUAUGAGUGACAUUGUUUAUGGUCCUGGAACAACAUCUCUACACUCCUCUGAAUGUGCUACAAGCUUUGGACAACAUGAACAUCCACAAGAAAACAUAGAAAUAAAAAGAGAAGUGAGACUAUUCAGUUGCUCAUUUUGUGGUAAAAGAUAUAUGCGGAGAGCCUUCCUAAGAAAACAUUUGAAAUGUCACUCGGCGGAGAAUUGUUUCCGCUGCUCCAUUUGUCAAAAAAGUUUUAAAUUGAGAGGAAUGCUUCUGGCACACAUGAGAAUCCACACAGAAGAGAAACCCUUCAGUUCCUCUGUCGGUGGUACAAGGUUCUCAGUAAAGUCAAAUUUAAACUCAGACUUAAAUACUCACACAGGAGGAAAACUUCAUGCCUGUUCUGUUUGUUCAGGAAUCCAUACAGGGGAGAACUGUGUUUGCUCAGUGUGUGGUAAAAAGAUUAAAAAGUACUCUCUAAAGCGACACAUGAGGAUCCACACGGAAGAGAAACGCGUGAUUUGUUCAGUUUGCGGGAAAAGAUUUCAAGAACAUGGAGAUCUCAAACGCCAUUUGCUCAUCCACAAAGGAGAGAAAGCCUUUAGUUGUUCACUUUGUGGGAAAAGCUUCACACUAAAAGGAAACUUGAAACGUCACCUGUUGGUACACACAGGAGAGAAACCGUAUGGUUGUUCAAUUUGUGGGAAAAGGUAUGCAGAAAAUAAACAGCUGAAAUGCCACCUGACUGUCCACGCAGGAGAGAACCUGUUUGAGUUGCCGUCGUUGUGAUGACAGAUUUACUUGGCUUGAUGGUCAAAAAACACAAAUGUUGUGUGUUUGCUUUUUCUUAGAAUCAAGGACAGAAACACAACUUUUCUGUGUUUGUUUUUUUUUUUUCAAGGGCGUUUUUUUGGCAGGAACGUUUUAAAGCUGUGCUUCUCAAAAAAUGUGCCAAAAGUCUAUUAAGUGCUUUUUAAACAUGUUUGUUUUGUUAUGUAUCUUUGUUCUGUCACAUGUUUUGUACCGUCUGAGGUCCAAACCUCAUGAUUCCUCAUUAAAUAAAUCUGAUUGGUUGAAAAAUAUCAGAAA